Messenger RNA from Lytechinus pictus (painted urchin), 3813 nucleotides. Its product is annotated as scavenger receptor class B member 1-like. Bases 403 to 2067 code for a protein of 554 amino acids. The transcript is spliced from 12 exons. The record is from RefSeq and is a predicted model, not a curated record. Lineage: Eukaryota; Metazoa; Echinodermata; Echinoidea; Temnopleuroida; Toxopneustidae. Gene Ontology annotation, molecular function: scavenger receptor activity. Gene Ontology annotation, cellular component: cytoplasm; membrane.
GUUAAUAGACGUGUGAUCACCGAGCAAGUAGGUUACUUAUUUACUAGGUUUUGGGGUGAUUUUAGAUUUGAAGGAAUCCAAUGAGUUUAUUAGAGUUGUGUCCAUUCGUUCCAGUCUUUAGUAGUUCGAGGGAUGAAGCUGUAUUUAUGAGCAUCCCUUUUGACUCAUAGCUGUCGCCGGAGCUUGAUACUAUUUACCCUAGUCUGCAGGCUGGUUUGCUGGACUAAGACCUUUUAUUAUUUGGAACAUUAGGCAAAGUCAACUUUGUUUCCGUCUGUCUUCCAAUAAGUCCCAUUCUAAGGCCCGUAACAUGGUUGUGACACUGCUGGUUCGUCUGUAAUUCCCCAUACAGAAUCGAGCUGCCUUUCUCUGAAUGGCUUCUAUCUUCUGGGUAUCCUUAUAAUGGGGAGCCCAUGCAAGGGAGGCGUAUUCCAGGAUUGGUCUCACCAAAGUUUGGUGGGAAAGUCGUUUUAUUUCCUUGGGAGCAGACCAGAAGUUCCUUCUCAGGAAACCGAGUACUCUGGAAGCUUUGGAGCAGACUUUGAUGAUCUGGGCGUCCCAUCGCAUCCUGUUAUCCAUGUCAACACCAAGAUGAUGAUCCUAGAUGAAAGUUCAGUGGUGUAUCAAGAAUGGGCGCAUCCAACAUUACCAACGUUUUUAUCCUAUUACAUCGUGGAUAUUCAAAAUCCAGAAGAAUACAAGAAUGGAGCCAAGCCUAUCAUCGAAGAUAAGGGACCAUACGUCUACAAGAUGUUUGUAGACCGGAAAAACCUGACAUUUCACGACAAUGGGACUUUGACCUUCAUGCCACAUUAUUUAUAUUUCUUUGAACCUGAGAAAUCGGUCGGCCCAGAAACUGAUCGCAUCAUCACCCCAAAUAUAAUGUUGCUGGCUUCUGUGUUUGCUGGUCGUAAUGAUUCAAACGAGACUAAGAGUGAUAUGAAUGCUUUUCUCAAUCUGAUCGGAGGAGAAGUGACCCUAAAUCUAACUAUCGGGGAGCUCAUGUGGGGCUACAGAAGACUGGGAUGGGGUCCAUUGAAGCGUUUUGUAUCGACUGGCGAGUUUUGGGUACAAGAAAACGAGGAACAAAAUGAGUGGAUGAGACCAGGUUUUCUGUCGCCGUUCAACGCAACUUUGCUCUACGAGUACAAUGUUUUUGACGGUGUUGCUGAUCAGAAACUUGUCAAUGCAAUCGAUAAUUACUGGGGUAAACCAACGACAGAUUGGUGGUGGUCAGAAGAGGCCAAUGAUAUCAGGGGAACAGAUGGAACCAUGUUUCACCCUUAUGUGAAGAAAACCGAAGAACUUACCAUGUUCAACCCUGAAUAUUGUAGGUCUCUGGAUUACGUUUACGAGAAGGACGUCAAUUUCAGAGGUAUUCCGCUGUUGAGGUUCAAGCUUGCCCCACACACGUGGUCUAAUGCCACCGUUUAUCCACCCAACGCGGGCUACUGCUCGGGUAAUCCUGAAUUGUGUGGCGUAUCAGGAUACAUGAGGCAAGAUCCAUGUCGUCAAGGUAGUCCAUCAAGUAUCUCGAAUCCACAUUUCUAUGAAGGAGACCCUUCACUAAUUAAUGCCGUAGAGGGCUUGAAUCCAGUCAAAGAACUUCAUGAACACAUUAUGGACAUUGAACCAUUAAUGGGAAUGCCAUAUGUUUUGAAAGUCAGACUGCAGAUUAACAUGGAAACUACACAAGAUGAUUUAAUUGAUGCAGUGAAAAACGUUCGGGAAUUAACUCUACCUCUUGCGUGGUUUGAGCAGAGCGUAGAAGCAGACGACAAGAUUGUCGACGAUUACAAUACCGGAUUCGUCAUGACGGCUAAUAUCGGUAUCGCUGUGCAAUGGUUAUCGAUUUGUUCCGGAAUCAUAUUCUCCAUCAUUAUCAUCUUUGACAGUGUCAAGCGGCGGUCUGCUGAAAAAAGGGCUCAUGAAAUGUCAGAAAAGGAUGAGAUAAAAGAUUCUGCUGUUUAUAAAGCAAAUGACGACAUUGAAAAUCACAAGGCACCGGUCACCUCAUCUCACGAGUUAACCAAGACUGACUAUACUAAUCCAACAUUCAGCACAUAGUCGUAACCAGUAACAGUGUAUAAAAACUUCUAACCCAUAGUCAUGUCCAAUGCACUGGGAGCGGCGCGGGGAGGGUAGUCUGCUGUGCAAACCCUUCACUAGAGUUAAAGGUCUGAAUGUGCAGCCUAUUCAUGCAUUGUGUACUGAAGGCCCUCUCGAAUUAAAACAGCAAGUUUUGUACGUGCUAUGUGGAGACACACUUGCUGAUCAAAGUUUCAAUCAGGGUCUGUGCCUGCAGACUACGGGGAGGGGGCAGGGGUGCAACCAAGAGCAAUAGUUUUUCAAGCAAUAAAAAAAAUAGAAGCGGAAAGAUUUGAAAAGAAGAUGAGGGUUUGGUAUUGAAUAGAGAGUUCCAACUUCCAAGUCAUGUAACUCAUUAAAUUACCCUCUCUCAUUUUCAUGGAGAAAAGGGGUCACUAGGCCACCCCUUUCAUUUGGAUACAGCUUUGCGCUAUACACCGAAUAUACAAAUUGAUUAACCACCAUCUGAUUUCAUGUAUCAAUUAACGCUAUUAUUACUUUUUUUUUUGGGGGGGGGGUUAUCGCAGAGGGAUGUAACUACAUUGAAUACAGUCUUUAUAUUUGAAUCUAAUUUCUUGUUAAAAAGUUUUUAAUAACAAGUUGGACUUGCACAGGAUAACAUUUGGACAUCAGUACGCAUGAAAGGAAAAGAAAGACAAGAGGUCCAUGUUGUACAUAAUGUAGUACUGCUAAAGUGUAAUAUGAAUGUAUUCAUAUAAAUUCAAACAGAAAUAUGUAUCAUAAUUUAAUAGAUUUAUUGAUGAUUUGUUUGAUUUCCCUUCAUUUUGCCCUUUUAGGGACGCACCAUUAGAUACCCAGGGGGUGGGGGCUGGAAGUUUGGGUUGAUGUAAUUUUUUUUUUCUUUCUUUUUUGAGCAAAUUUUUUACCCUUACUCGAUUGAGACAAUUUUUUGUUUGCACCUUUCAGAUGAUUUGUCAGUGGACCAAGUUUUGUUUUUACUCUGAUGGUGAGCCAAUUUUUUUGGGGCUCAUAUAGCAAGUCAAGUUUGUUUUUAGAAAACUUCCAGCCCCCCCCCCUCCCGGAUAUCUAAUGUUGCAUCCCUUAAAAGGAAAAUUCAACUCUCACAAAAAGUUUUUUCUAAAUAUACCAGAAAAAGUGAUAAACAAUACGAGGAAAACAGUGUGAGGAAUAUCCAUCAAAGAUUAAGAGAGUUAUUAGAACUUCAAGUUUUUGAUUUGUGACGGCAUUUAUGAGCAGCUGUCAUAUGAUGUAAUAUAAAAUGCAUAACUUUAAAGUUUUUUAAUUAUUGGUGAUGACUGAAAUUAGUUUCUUUCUGGAGCGGGUGUGAAAUGAUUUGUCUCUUGUCUAAACUGAGUGAACAAAAAAAAUAAUAGCUGUUCGCAUGUCACAAAUCAAAAAUCCUAAUAGCCGUUUUUAAUCUUUGAAUAAUUUUUUUCAUACUAUUACUUCACAAUUAUUUAUUCUGCUAUUUUUACAAUAUUUUCAUCAGAGUGAGCUUUCCUUUGAGAAUGUUUACCAGAUUGAUAGAUAUUUCCUUUGUUAAAUCAUUUGAAUGAUCAAAAUCAUUAUAUAAUUUGAUUAGAUCUCAGUUUUUUUGCUCAUAGCUCAGUUAUUCGAAGCAACAAGAGAAUUGUUUUGUGUUUGUUUGUUUGUUGUGUAUUUAUAUGGAAGUUUUAUUUAUAUUUCAUAGGCCAUGUGAAUAUAACAAAUUUCGAUUGCAAUAAAGCAUCUUUCUCUAACCCA